Molecule: messenger RNA, 2500 nt
Organism: Scomber japonicus (chub mackerel)
Lineage: Eukaryota; Metazoa; Chordata; Actinopteri; Scombriformes; Scombridae
Gene: tfam
Product: transcription factor A, mitochondrial
Exons: 7
Coding region: 170-1054 (294 amino acids)
Molecular function (GO): transcription cis-regulatory region binding
Source: RefSeq, a predicted model, not a curated record
GCGCCUUUAGUAUCUUGCAUGUCAACAAGAAGCAGAUGAGUGUGUAGCACUCUGUACUUUCUACUAGAAACAGCUCAUGCAUGAUAACAGUGACACGCUUGAUUCGAGGGAGCACACGGCUGUCUUUCAUCACACCGUUUAACAGCCGUUAACGUAAAUUCUAACCGACAUGGCUCCGUUCAGUUUAAUGUCAGCUAGCGUUAGCCUGCUAGCUAAGUCCUUCAAUGUCUUCUCCUGCACAAGCUGUCUGGCAAGCUCUAGGUUUACUGGAGUCCUACCAUCUGUUUACAUCAACCAAGUGAAAUUUCUGACGUCCCAGGCUAGCAGCCCUCCAAAAAGGCCACUGAACGGUUACAUGAGAUAUGUUAUUCAGCAACAGCCAGUCGUAACCAGACUAAACCCAGAAAUCAAAAGAGUGGAUAUCAUCAGGAAGAUCGCCCAACAGUGGAGAACCAUGAGCCCUGAUCAGAAACAGCCAUUUGAGGAAGCCUCUCUGCGGGCCAGGGAGCAGUUUAAGAUAGACUUUGAGCGCUACCAGGCCCAGUUGACCCCAGCACAGAUCCAGCAACAAAUCCAGGAGAAAAGGCAAAGGAUGGCCAAGAGGAAGGCCAUCCGUAAGAAGAGGGAGUUAACCGUUCUGGGGAAGCCCAAACGUCCUCGCUCUCCGUUCAACAUCUUCAUGUCGGAGCACUUUGAGGAGGCCCGAGGAAGCACCACACAGGCAAAGAUGAAGUCUCUGUUGGAGGACUGGAAGAACAUGUUAGGCCAUCAGAAGAAGGUCUAUGCACAGCUGGCUGAGGAUGACAAAGUCCGCUACAAGAAUGAGAUGAAGUCGUGGGAGGAGCACAUGGUGGAGCUCGGACGAGAAGACUUGAUCAGAGAAAAGACCCGGCCUGCCAAGAAAAAAGCUCCUGUCAAAGCUCCUGCCAAGAAAAAAGGAACCAAGAAGGUGAAAGUAGUGAAGAAGACCACUGCAACAGCAAAGUCAAAAACAACCAGGAAGACAACAAAAAGUCCCCCCAAGAAAGCUGUCAGGAGUACCAAAAAGACGUAAGAUGUGUUUACCUACUGAGUGUAGAAGGGAAAAGGUGUUCAUGACAGCUGCAGACAGAUGUUUUGAGGAUCCAGGGCUGUGCUCUGAUUGUUUUUUUCCCUACGACUCAAAAGACAAGUUAUCAGUUGUCAUGAACACUUCUUAGGUUCACUGUUUCAGCAUUCAGAUAGUCUCACAACAUCCCAUCAGUGCCUCACUUCAGUGACAAUAACAACAAAUCCCUGAAAGCAGGCUUUUUAUAAGACCCUCUCUAUAAAUACACCCUUGCUUUAAUUGGUUGGUUCAAUCCCCCAGAUAGUGUUCACAGGACUGUGGAUUUCAGAAAAUGUAGACAUUUGAAUGAGGCGUUUAAGUGACUAUAGGAGAUGUGGAUACUGUGUAAACUUCAGGCUUUUCUGAUUGUAAGCACAGUAUACUUGGAGGAAUGUGAAGGUUAAUGUUGCUGUUUAAAGUAAAAGAUAAGACUGCUGUUAUUCAGUAUUUUCUCUACUGUUCAAGAGUUCCACAAACCAACAUGUUAAUGUGGAUUCCCUACACUGUCUCCAAGCCUGCUGCUUAAAAACACAACAAAUAUAUAGUUUGAUUUUUAAAACGUCAUUUACUGGAAACAGCUGAUCUAUGACUUCAAACAGGAGAAAAAGGAUUUCCAGGACUGUGGCAACAGGACUGUGUGAGACUGCAGUGUGUGUGUCACAAUAAUUAACAGUAACAUGCCACCCAGUGCACAAGUGUGGCUUACUGAUGGCUAGUAUAGUCUUUGGAGCUCUAUCACAUGAAGCAUCACAGUGUUGCUAUUGAGAAAACACAAUACCACAUGUUGGUUUUGUGGACAGUAAGAAAAAUAGAAUAAGUGCAGUCUUGUCCUUCAGAGAGAGAGAGAGAGAGAGUCACCUGUAGAAUGUGCAGCUUGUUGUUGGCCAGUGUUCAGUAACUUUCUACUCUGUGAAAAGUAGAUUUUGUUGCAGAUUUACAGAAGGCUUGCACUUUGGGGUUCCCACCAAUAUAACCUGACUGAAUUCGUCCUGGCUGUUAUUACUGUACCAUAAGCUUGUAUACCUGCAACUCUCAAACUGUGAAAUACUGUAAUAUCAAUUGACAUUUUGGUUUUUAUAUAUCAGAAGUUCCAAAUUAUGUAUUUCUCCAAUUCAGUCUUUUGUUCUGUUAACAACUGUAAAAACUCUGUUAUGGUUGAUAAUAAAAUGAGAUUUCUUCCACAGUGUUUUCAUCUAAAUAAUGAUGUUUUGAUGGCAUAAAGGUCAUAUCAAAUACCAGCUGAAAACCACUUCAGUUCAUACGUGGUACAAAAGAACCUUCCAUUAUGUUUAAGGAAUGUUAGCUAUGAAGAACACACUCUCAGUAUUGACACUUCCUUCUGUCUGUAGAAUGUAUGUGCAAACAUUCAGACACCAUUAGCUCCAGUUUGUCUGUGUAUCAUGUAUUUACUGA